AUGCCCAAGAGUCCUUUGUGGUGUGGAAGUACCCCAUUGACUCCUUUCCGGAACCUGACGCGUUCGCGGUAUAGGAGGUGCCCGGGUGCAGCCUCGGAGGAUUUCCCCAACUACCAGGGAGUUGUGCCAGGCUACAACGCCAAGGUUUGCGUGCGCAGCGGGUUGGUCGGUGCCGUACGGAUGUGUCAGAGAUCGAACUAUGAGGCAGAUAGGGUUGGUGCUCUGACAGGCGUCACUGUUCGUCUGGUGCUGGCUGAAAGCCAUUAUAAUGAAACCUACGUGACAUGA
Trypanosoma grayi is the source of this 288-nucleotide messenger RNA. RefSeq lists its product as hypothetical. The record is from RefSeq and is a predicted model, not a curated record. The transcript has a single exon. The coding region runs from base 1 to 288 and encodes 95 amino acids. Lineage: Eukaryota; Euglenozoa; Kinetoplastea; Trypanosomatida; Trypanosomatidae.